Ceratosolen solmsi marchali is the source of this 2083-nucleotide messenger RNA. RefSeq names its product F-box only protein 33. The coding region runs from base 180 to 1706 and encodes 508 amino acids. Lineage: Eukaryota; Metazoa; Arthropoda; Insecta; Hymenoptera; Agaonidae. Gene Ontology annotation, biological process: positive regulation of protein ubiquitination. The record is from RefSeq and is a predicted model, not a curated record. The transcript is spliced from 7 exons. Gene Ontology annotation, molecular function: protein binding.
CUAUAUCUCCCUCGUACCCCCUCUCCGCUCUCUCUAUUUAUUGCGCAUAUGCACAAUCUCGCAUACAGUCGCAUACCCGCGCUCGCCCGUUCACACACACACGUGCGCGCGCUUGCGCGCACGCACGCACACGUUACACAUAGCAUACACCUUUUCUGUCUUGACUUGUAGUAUACUGUAUGAUGGUACGGGGAGAAAAUGAAGAGAAAUCGUCGUUGUCGCUUCAGCCGAUCAUGAAGAAGAUCGAGGAGGCGCCGGUCAACGGCAAUAGACAGCAAACAGCUGCGACGAUGUCUUCGGGCUGCUCGAUGACGUCCUUGAAGAGCAACAGUAGCAGCAGCUCAGACGUCGUCGCAAAGGACAACAACAAUGCAGAUCCCUGUUGGGACAGUCUGCCCAGUGUCAUUCUCCUCGAGAUCUUCUCGUAUUUGCCACAAGAAAGUCGGAUUCAAGCCUCGCAAGUCUGCAGAUACUGGAGAUAUGCAUUAUUUCAUCCCAGUUUUUGGAAGAAAAUCACAUUUACUCUAAUGGAUAACGACAGUAUUUUAUGGUCAAGGUGUCUAUCGAGUUGGUUUAAAUUCAGUGUGCAAGAUGUAACGAUUCGUUGCGAAUCCGCCAAUAAUUAUGUACGAGAAGCAUUAUUUGUUUUGAAAAAGUUGAGCGGUAACAGGCAACUUCGGAAGGUUUUUUUAGAACCAAUCAGAUGUAUGUUCGAAUACCCCACUCAAGAGGUGAAUAGUAAGAAAUUAUUAAAGCAGCUGUUAAACAUAAUGGAAACUUCAAAUUGUCUCGAAGCGCUAAGCCUGGGUUGCAUCGAAGAGUUGACCGAAGAUUUGACAGUUAUUUUAGAACCUCUUAAACACAAUCAUGCCAAUCACUUAACUCAUUUGAGUUUGGCCUCGAUCAAAGAUGAUCCCGAACACUAUAAUUUCUUGGAAUUAGAUCAUUCUUUAUUUAAUAGCUUUGCAAGACUGUCCAUAUUAAGUAUUGACUAUGAUCACGUUAUAGAUAAUUUGCUGCAAGCUUUGAAUAGUGGAACGAUGGAAAGAUUAGUUAUACACGUACAUGGCUGGAGCGGAGAGUAUGUUGGAACAAGCAAUAAUGCAUGGAUAGCUUUUACACAAAAAAAUCCUCGAUGUGAAUUACGCUUGAAUCUCAUUCACUCUUACAGUGCAGUGAGAGUGUUGGAUAGUGAAAUUUUACAAUCAGCGAUGCCUUUGACUCACUUAAAAGUACUGUUUUGCGAACGUGUCAAUGUUACGGCAUUUCAAAUUAUUUCUGACUGGUACUCCAGUACUUUGAAGUCGCUUAUUUGGAUUGACUCCUUUAAUUAUCAUCAAAAUCAUUUCAAUUCUGUGUAUAAUUUUGGUGAUUUAAAUAAUCCCGAUCCUUUAGUAUUAGCCGCUUGGAAAUGCAAAAAUUUAAGUGAAAUAGUGUUUAUAGGGCAUGAAUAUUUUUUAAUUAAUUUAGCAGCUAUCGUGCGUUUGAGGCAUAAUACUUUGAAAAGAUUUGAGUUCGCAGAAAGCGAUAUUGUUUCUGAACAAUCUUGGAUGGAGCAUAAGGCAAUUAUAAAUGAAGUUAAAGAAGUGAUGGGUAAGCAAUGGAAACUUUUGAGCGACGAAGAGCUUCCGAAAGUUGUGAUACAUUCUUUGAGCGGUGAUAGUAGAGAAGUAAUAAUGCCAAUGGUUCUUCGGGAUCAAAAGUAGCUCGUGUCCAUGAGAAUUUUAAAAUUUAAGCAAUCUCACACAAAUACCAUCCAUCAUCAAUAGUCUUUUCUGGUGAAACCUAUUCUCAGAAGUAUGAGCGUAAUAUCACAUAAGUUCAUCCCAAAAAACUUCUCAAUGGUAAUAAAAUCGGAGAUAAACUGUUGUACAUACAAUUAAAUGAGCUAUCUGGUUCCUCGACGAGUCCCUAUUGUUGAAUAUUAACGAAACAAUGUAGUAAUAAUAAAGAAAAAAAAAGUACAUCUGGACUACAGGACUAACAGAGUCUUUUGUGACAAACACCCAAUAUACAGGGUAAACAAUGUACAGUUCGAUGAUACCGCAUAAAAAGCAGAGAAACACAACAUAGAUUCGUCGGG